Anguilla anguilla (European eel) is the source of this 2911-nucleotide messenger RNA. It is a transcript of the gene mpzl3, whose product is annotated as myelin protein zero-like 3. Lineage: Eukaryota; Metazoa; Chordata; Actinopteri; Anguilliformes; Anguillidae. The record is from RefSeq and is a predicted model, not a curated record. Gene Ontology annotation, cellular component: membrane. Bases 180 to 935 code for a protein of 251 amino acids. The transcript has 6 exons.
UAAUGAGACACCCGAGCGCAGCCUCUUCUCACUUCCUGAAACACCUGCUUGACAGGUAGUCUUCAAGGGCGGUGCAAUGGAGAGACUGACUCACUGAGAACAUGGACGCCGAAUAUCCAAAACCGUGACUAGUUUGUUUGGAAUUGAUCUAAAUCUAAUCGUUUAUAUCGCUUAAAACUAUGGGAUGGCGAAUACCCUGGCGAUUAUGUCCGAACAACGCCGUGUUUCACUGUUUAAUUAUCGGACUUGCGGUGUGCCAGGUGUGUCCCAUCGAGGUGCGUACCUCCUCUGAGGUGGAGGCGGUCAACGGGAGCUCCGUCACCCUCACCUGCACGUUCAAGUCCAGCAGCCAAAUCAGCAGCCGCGUGUCGGUGGACUGGUCCUACCGGCCCCUGAGUGGGGGCCCCACCCGCUCCUUCUUCUACUUCUCUUCUACACCCCAUCUAUCCCUGCAGGGGCAGUUUAAGGGGCGCGUGAGGUGGCUGGGGAACCCCGCCGGGGGGGAUGGCUCAAUCCAGCUGCUGAAUGCCAGCUUCACUGACAACGGCACCUACACCUGCGAUGUCAAGAACCCCCCUGACGUCCACGGUACCCCCAGCCAGAUUCGGCUGUCCGUCGUGCCCAAACAGCUCGCUGUCCGCUUCACUGACGUGGCCGUCCUGAUGGGCCUGGUACUGCUGCCGUCGGCCAUCAUCGCUCCCAUCCUGCUGGGUCGGAUGUGGUGCUGCUCCAAGAGCUGUGGGGUCCAACGGGCCAAACCUGUCCCCUCCCCCAUCGAGGUCAAAGAGGGAGAGGCGGCUGUCUAUAUGGACCCAACUCACAAAGAGAAGCAUAUCGGAUGCUGUGAGCUCUACUGCCGGGACUUUGACGACGAGUAUUACUUCCACGAUGAAAGGCUGCAGGGAGGGGCAACUGACGCAGAGACUGAGUGUUAGCUCCCUCUGCCGGCGGAGCAGGAGAAGUGCAGCAGUCUCCCUGCCCCGUCUCUGGGAAUUGGGGCGGAAACACUAGGUUUGAGGAUGCUUGCUCGGUCGCUUGUUCACGGAGCACUGGUAGAAUAGGACCGUUCUGGACGUUCUGGACGUUUCACAAGCAGACGGACGAUGCACUCACCCGGCCUCCUCAGCAUCAUUUACACCUCGGCUCCUCCUGUGCUGCCGGUCUGCGCGUCGCCACGGUGACGGGCUACCGGGGUUCACGGGAAGAACCGAACGGACACUCGCGGGAUGAUUCAGUUUCUCGUUUGCAUUCGUGAGACGUGCUUGAUCUGGCAAGCUGUUGGCUUUUCAACCCAAGAGAAACUGCUGGUGUGGGAGACCUUAGACAGAUAGACAGACAGAGACACACACUCACACACAUGUGAUAUUCUCCAGCCAUCUCUCCUGAUGUAUCCCUCUUGCACAUACACGCUGUAGAUUACAAUAAGUCGGUAUUUAUGUAAGCUCUAAUUCUCAUUGUUGCCCUGGGCCAUUGAGUGUUCCCAACCCUGGUUUUGCCUUUGCUAGUUUUCCUUUUAAUCUACUUUCUAAUGGGUAAUGUUGGAGCGAUUGAGCUGUUGACUGCACAAUGAUCUGUGUUCAGCUGAAAGGCCGUUAAUUUGUUUGAAAACCACAAGUGAAAGCAAUGUUUGGUAGAAUGCGUUUUAUCAUGGUGAGAACUAUGGGGUUUUCACUGACAAGUUCUUGUAACUGUCUCCCUUUUUAAAAACAUUGGGCAGCUGUUUGAGACAAGCCUAGUUAAUUGUUUAAUUGCUGCGGGCCAUGGGCGGCCAAGUCUGGCCAUGAAACGUCAGUAAAGGUCAUUAGGGGUCUGCUGGUUUGUGUUUUGACCUCAAAAUCAGCAAGACCCAUGAAACCGAUUGAAUUAACUAUAAGUUGCUCUAAUUGAUAAAUUAAUUGUAAGGAAAUUUGAAAAACCAAUGAAUCCAGCAGCCCUCCAGGAUCUGGGAUGGCCAUCCCCAUUUUUGGAAUUAAGAUGGGCAACUGAACAAUUAAACUGUUAUUCUGGAAACUGGAUUUAAGGGUUAAAUUAUAUUCUUUAUUUUAUAUUUAAAGGCCUGAAUGAACUCACAUGGAAGAAAUGACUGAUGACUUAUUUCUGUUCAGCCAGAUACCCCAAAACACCCAACGAUUGCUGUACAGAAUGGUGGCAGAAAAGUUAAAUUAGGUCAUUCUCAUAUUUCGGUUAAGAGCUCAGUCAUUGAUAACUAAUGAAGCUUUGAUGAAAACCAGGGAUUGGGAAGCACGCAUCAUGUUUUUUCCACUGUAAUUAUUUUCCUUGUAAUUGUAUGUAAGCUUACUUCUUGCCUAUAAUGUAAGUUAUUAUGUACUUUAUAAUUUGUUUCAAGAGGUGCACUGCCUCAAAGGAAUGUUUUUUGUUUUUGUUUUUGUCUAUGUGCUACCACACUGUUGCGUGGGUAUAGGUUCAUGGACUGGUCCACGGAAUGGUACUUUUGGCCAUCUUGUCUUUUUUUUUUUUAUUUCGGUGAAAUGUCAGCCUCGUUAGACAAAAAGAGAAUGGAAGAAAUGAAACCUGUGGGGUGAAUGCUGAAUGGUUUCAGAAUGUUAGGGGAAUCCUGUUGUACGAUGGCCAGUCCUGGGUCCUCAUUUCGAGCUUCAUUUGUAAAUGGAAAUUUGAUCUCUCUUUGCACUGGAAAAUUCAUCGUGAGCCACUGGCUGUGCGCGCAGGAAGUGAAAUUCUUUUGGUUCACCACCAUACGUGCUUUUUUUUCGGUCCUGUUACGCACAUGAACGGUGCAGUUCUGGACUGGUUAUUUUAACACUGCGUAUUUCAACAGGUGGAACCUAGAAAAGCGCCAAUUGACCGUGCAGGGUUCAGUGAAUCACGGUGUCCCUCGUUAAUGCAUGCUUUUCUUUCAUGUGGGAUUGCAAUAAAGCACCAAGUUAAGGGA